CUUUGUUGUGUUAGUUUGUAGCUGGAGGUCGGUGUCUAUAAUUCUUGGAUGGAAAGCACCAUGCCUGGAUCAUUCUUAGCCGCCUGCAGUGUUCACGAACAAGCGUAGCGCCCGGGACGAAUUAAGCGUGUGAUUGGGACAGGUGCCGGUCUAGAUUAAGAGGUAGCCCAGUAGCAUGCAAGAGCUUCAACCGUCAUUUGAGCGAUUUGAAACAGUGGAGCUCUCAGGUUUCUACUCUGCCAUGCCGAGCAGCAAGACAAUAAUGGUUCUUUCACAGGGCUCUGUGAAUGAGACCGCAUGCGUAACAAGCUUCACCUAUCGAUCAACCCUACUUCCAUUCUUCUACUCCAUCUGUGUGCUGCUUGGACUUACUCUCAACACGUUCGUGUUCUGGAGCCUUUUCUUCAAGGAUAAGAAAUGGAACCCGAGCUCACUCUUCAUGCUCAACCUGGCCACGACCGACUUCUUCUUUGCCGUGUCCCUAAUUCUCAUGAUCUACAGCUUCAUCGUCAACAACAGCUGGGUAUUUGGAGACACGAUGUGCCGCCUCGUGAGGUUCAUGUUCUCCUUCAACAUGUACGGCAGCAUCUUGUUCCUGACCGCCAUAAGCCUGUACCGCUACCUCGGCAUCUGUCAUCCCAUCGCCUCGCGGCAGUGGCAGACGCUCAGAGUGGCCGCGGUCCUCUGCGUGCUCGUGUGGGCCAUCACUCUGAUGGAAACGCUGCCCUUUGUUCAUUUCGCAGGGACGUACAGCGAUGUCAACACCAACCUGACCAGGUGUUACAGUCUCGUCAUGUUUGACUCAACUGUCACGGCGUACGGCAUUACCGUCAUCACCUUAGGCUUCAUGGUUCCUUUCUUCACCAUCAUGGUCUUCAACUCCUGCAUGAUACACGCGCUGAGGAAAUCUAUGUCUGGCGCCAUCGCCAUGCAGGAGGAGACCAGGUUUCAACGGAGCAGGGCGGUCCGCACCAUCUCGCUGGUAUCCAUCAUCUUCACCAUCUGCCACUUGCCAUACCACAUCAACAAGAUCGUCUUCUGGGGGUUCACGAUCUGCGGGAACGAGCGAAUCCAUGACAUCAUGAUGUGCCUGGCGAGCUUCAACUGCUGCUUCAAUCCGGCGCUCUACCUCGUGAACAGGGCUCACUCGCAGGCGCACAGUGACCCACGUGACCAACGAGGCACCAAACCUGAGACAUCCGGGCCAGGUGAAAGGGUCCCCCCCUCGCUCGAAGCACCAUCUGCAAUGAGAUAGAGCGCAGUGUUGACUCUAGCGAUGAAGUACUUUACUGUGAGCUUUGUGUUGCACUUACGAGCGGUAGCGAUUGUCUUCGUCUUCACACGUAAAUAUCUUUGUGGUGUUAGGCGGCCUUGCGAGUUGCGCAACAUAUCACAAACCGGGGUUAUAUAUAAUCGAUUGUUUAUCAGAUAUCAUAUCAAAGGGUUUCAUUAUUUGUACGUAUGCUUCUCUAUAUGUUCUGUAAAGAUAAGUACACUGG
Molecule: messenger RNA, 1499 nt
Organism: Lethenteron reissneri (Far Eastern brook lamprey)
Lineage: Eukaryota; Metazoa; Chordata; Hyperoartia; Petromyzontiformes; Petromyzontidae
Product: P2Y purinoceptor 3-like
Biological process (GO): G protein-coupled receptor signaling pathway
Cellular component (GO): plasma membrane
Molecular function (GO): G protein-coupled receptor activity
Source: RefSeq, a predicted model, not a curated record